AUGCUCGGCGCACGCACCAAGCAAAUCUUUGCAUACGGCAAACGGGGGCAACGCGUGGUCAAUGCAUACGAUGAGCGCAAGUCAAGGCACUUGGAUCUAGACUCGACGCAAGAGGGCCAAGCGGGAAGUGUGUCCGCUCACUCGUUCAAAGAAAUAUCUGUUGUAUCUGGCCACCCCAGCAAGUCAAUCCCAUCAAGCUCCAACGCAUCUGAGAACCACACAUCUGUGCGAGCCAAACAGGUCAAAAGGUCCCCGAAGGUCGCAAAGGUCGGUGGAGCAGUUGCCGUUAAACCCGUUCGUCGACUUCCCCUUGGUUCCAUCCCUCCCAAUGCACCCUCCUCCCCAGCCGUGCCUCCAACCAUGCGCAAGAAGCGUUGGCAGACAGUCAUGAAGGCUUCUCCGCUGGUACCAAACAGUCUCGUAGUCGACAUCGAUAUAGUGGUCCUCGAUUCCCAGGGAAUACGAGUCAGCCAGGAACAUCGGAUAUCGAAGGGCAGUGUACAAACCAAUGUUUAUGUCGCGAUGUCUCCCAAACGGCCCAGAGUAGUGGAUCGGAUGAAGCCCCGAGCUACCGGCAAGCGAGCGGAUCCCAUCUCUGUGUCGGACUCCGAGGAUGGUAGACAAGUGCUAAAACACAAUGUGCGGAAUGCCCGAGCCAACGCGAAACCCAUUGUCAUAUCCGACUCCGACGACGGCUCAGAAAGCGACUACACACCAACCAAGGACGGGCCGGCAGCGUAUGACGAGUCUUCAGAAGAGGAACUCGUGCUCAAGGCACCACGAUUUCGUCGUCGUGGACCAUCCAGGGCAGUGAUAUCGCCCUCUCCAACCCCGUCGAUUUUAUCAUUUCAUGAAUCGGUCGUCACUCUUCCUGCACCUGCACCUGCUCCCGGACCCCAACGAUCGCGGCAAGCCCCUCCUUCCGAGCCUCCUAGACUACCCCCGGCGCCACCUCAGCCACUUCAGAGACAUGUUACGCUCCCUCCGAAACAAGCUCGUCGAGAUACCCUCGGGCCCUUCACAUCCCUACCUUCCCUCGAUGCAGCCGAUCCUACUCGAUCCAAACCAAGGCAGCUAACGCCCAUUCGAAAACGUCCUGGACAGCCCUCAUUCCCCGCUCCACCCUCACCCCCUUCCCCUACCACCCCAUCCGAUCUCAACUCCGAUCUCGACUUCGACUUCGCCCAGCUUGCGCUUUCUCCGGGAGCCCUCGCGGAAGUCCAGCGGCUCGAUUUCGGUGCUCCAGAUCCCGGCCUCCCGGAGUACGUCGUACCGCUCCUGAACGAAUGCUCUCAAACGACCGCGCACGAGUUCUCCGCAUUCAUCGACAUGUUUCCGUUCGACCCUAUCGUGCGCGAAGGACACGGGUCUAGCACACAUGCGACCUUCCAGAAGAUCGGCGAGGCCUGUUACUCUGAGGUCUUCGGGAUUGGAGAUGUCGUCCUCAAGAUUAUCCCGCUCCGUGACGAAGCACGCUCAGGUCUACCUGAUGCCGCCUUUGCAACCAAGGACAGCCCCGAAGUCAGCGACGCGAAGGAUGUUCUCAAGGAGAUUCUCGUCACGAGGGCAAUGGGUUCGUGUUGUGCGGGCUUCACGGAAUUGCUGCGUGCGUACGUAGUACGCGGCAAGUAUCCGUCGCUGCUACUCGACUUGUGGGAUGAUUAUGACAAACAAAAAGGGAGCGAAAGCGUUCGUCCAGACUCGUUCUCCGUCUCACAGCUCUACGCCAUCAUCGUUCUACCAAAUGGUGGUCCCGAUUUGGAGGCGUUCACCUUCAGUACACCCACCAAGACCGGUUGGAGACAGGCCUGCAGUCUCUUCUGGCAAGUCACGCGGACCCUCGCAGAAGCUGAAGAGCUCGUUCACUUCGAGCAUCGCGACCUCCACUGGGGCCAGAUCCUUGUCAAGAACGUCCCCCUCCCCACCCCGCGCAAGUCCGACCCGAAGUCCUCUUCCUCGUCCACCACCACCGCCCCGCCGCUCUCGAUGGACGACCCCGCGCAUGGCGUCCUCGCCACCGUCAUCGACCUCGGCCUCUCGCGCAUGGACGACGGCUCGGGCACGGGCGCGCCGCACUGGACGCCGUUCGACCCCGAGAUCUUCGCGGGCGAGGGCGACGAGCAGUUCGACGUCUACCGCCAGAUGCGCGCCCACAUCGCCUCCUUCCCCCCUCCCCACCCUGCGUCCCGCGGCGGCGGGGACGGGGACUGGGCGGCGUUCCACCCGCGGACGAACGCGAUGUGGCUCGGGUACUUGGCCAGAAAGCUCUUGCACGCGAAGCGGCUGCGCGCGCCGCCGGCGACGCGCCCCGCGGAGCGUGCGGCGCACGAGUGCCUGCGCGAGGUCACGGCCGUGCUCCCCGUCGCGGCCGUGGGUGCGGGCGGGCGGCAGGAGGAGAAGGGGAAGCCGAGACGGGGCAGACCGCGCAAGACGCACGCGCCAGACGUGGCAGGCCCGGGGAGCGCGACGGAGUUGUGGGAAAUGGGCCUAAAGAAGGGGUGGGUGUGGUAG
Molecule: messenger RNA, 2511 nt
Organism: Epithele typhae
Lineage: Eukaryota; Fungi; Basidiomycota; Agaricomycetes; Polyporales; Epitheliaceae
Exons: 3
Coding region: 1-2511 (836 amino acids)
Biological process (GO): intracellular signal transduction; mitotic cell cycle
Cellular component (GO): cytoplasm; nucleus
Molecular function (GO): histone H3T3 kinase activity
Source: RefSeq, a predicted model, not a curated record